CACUAUGUUACAAUGUUGCGCAUUCGGAAUGCAUUUCCGCAAGCUGAUUAUGCCAGUGAGUCAGCUGCACCUCCGAGGCUGAGAUCCUCCUUUACUUUCUCUCUUGGUCUUUACCUUUCUUCUCGUCCAUCGUUGCUUCGCUCAUAGUCUUCACCUUUGCUGCUCACCGGUUUAGCAGAUCAUCUCUUCUUAUUUACGCCUAGCAUCCUCACUUUGAGAGACCAGAAAAAGUGCCACCUGCUCUUGCCUACCUCUUUCCUACUUGCAAAGAUCUACAAGAUCUCUUGAUUCAAGACACCGGCGCAGGUGCGCCCAUAGCACCAUUGCCGUUUCUUUCGAGCCCUUACUCCGCCACAAAGCAUGGCGCCAUCCCCCUUCGGACAGCUGGGCGCCUUGCCCCUGGAACUUCGGCUGGAGAUUUACGAAAGGCUAUUUUGGAAGCCGACACCAUCCGUGGGCAUUUUGUGCUGCUCUCGCGCGAUCUACGAAGAAAUCACUGGUCGCCUCUACGGCACCCUCGACAUCGACCUGACACCAUCAUGGUACAGCUGUCGGCUUGAGAUUCGCUGCCAGGCACUGCGAUUGCACUGGAGAAUACCCUACUCCACCCCUGCCAUCCGCGAUCGCUUCUCUCGACUCCCGUACCACAAGACCAAUCUCCACAUUCACAUCUACGCACCGGAUCCGCACGACCCCGGGCAGAUCAUUCUUCUAUGGAACAAUAUCCGGAACCUCACAAGCUUUCUCGAAGCCGCGACAAUAAAGUCGAUUACCAUUGACCUCAAGGAGUAUAAGGGAAGUGAUUGGCAGGACGCCGGUCGCGCGGUGGAGAGCAUCCCAUAUCCUGGAAGCCAUCAACCCGACCACAACGUCGUCUUUCUCCCGUUCUGCCGACUGUGCAAUGUCAAGAGCCUCCACAUCGUCCCGUCAUCACGUCGCAUGGAUCGUGUGAUUGACUGGGGCUUCAUAAACUACGGUCGCGAUUUCAUCCUCAACAACGGAUACGAGACGUAUAACGAUGGCACCCUCAGCCAGGACCCGCGCUACCGCGACGUGGUGCCCCUCUUCGACGACCUCAACGGAACGAUACGCGACAUGCAGUUCUUCCUCGACACCCGCUUGGACCUCCUGCCGGGAGACACUGCGGCCAUGCUUCGCCUGGGUUGCGCCAGCCGAUUUUCCACGAGCACAUUUCCGACGCACCACCGGGAGCUUUUCCUGACGCUGCGCGAAUGUCCGAAGGCGAUCACACUCCACGACCCCGGGCUGGAGAAGUGGUGCAUCCGUCGCUGGCACCAUUGGAACAUUUUCUGGGGAAACAACAUGAACUGGAAGUGGUCAUGGGACGAAUGGUGCCAGCGAUAUCCCGACGGGCUUCCGCCUUUCACCCCGGAGAACGUCCAUGGCUAUUGGCGGGCGAUCCCUAGCAGCCCACUUCAUGGGUGGAAGAGCAAAGGAUGCAUCGACCGGGAAGGGGAGUUCGAGUUCCGGAUCUGGAGCUACCUGCACCGUAACUGGAAUCAGGAGAGCAUUGGACAGCUUCACUUCUUCGAGCGGGAGUGGUGCACCGAUUGCCGCCAUCUGGGCUUCCAGGUAGGCUGCGAGGAGGGCUGUGAGCGUCUCAGUCGAUUUGACUAUCCAGAAGCCUGGGAAGAGGAUGACGAAGGUGACUACUCGGAUCCCGAGCUUGUCCUUUAG
Molecule: messenger RNA, 1698 nt
Organism: Aspergillus japonicus CBS 114.51
Lineage: Eukaryota; Fungi; Ascomycota; Eurotiomycetes; Eurotiales; Aspergillaceae
Exons: 1
Coding region: 361-1698 (445 amino acids)
Source: RefSeq, a predicted model, not a curated record